This is a messenger RNA of Procambarus clarkii (red swamp crayfish), 2757 nucleotides long. Its product is annotated as thiamine transporter 2. Gene Ontology annotation, molecular function: vitamin transmembrane transporter activity. Gene Ontology annotation, cellular component: plasma membrane. The record is from RefSeq and is a predicted model, not a curated record. NCBI's taxonomy places the organism in Eukaryota, Metazoa, Arthropoda, Malacostraca, Decapoda, Cambaridae. Gene Ontology annotation, biological process: transmembrane transport; vitamin transport.
GAUUUAAAAACCUCUGCCGGCAGACGACGGUCGUCACGGACCAGACGGGUCUUAAAUAAUUCGUCUAAUAUUAUUACUUAACAUCCACCGCGCAAUAUAAACAACACGCUAAUAUGGAUUAGAUGGUGUCAGUGAAUCAAACAUGUGGUUGACCAGAUAUGUAUGCUGUGAUGCUCGUACAGCAUAGUCAAGUGAAACUUUUAUGAUGCAACGUAAAUUGAUAGUAUUACCACUUAUUAAUCGUCUUGUGACGUUCUGUGCACUAGGAACAUGCUGUGUCGAAUACUUGUGUUGUGUUUGAUGUAGUUAUAGUGAUUGCGUUAUGAGACUGAUUGCCUUAACCGGCGGCCGACGAAAACAUAUUCUCUUCAGCAUCGUCUGCUCUUGUUAUAGACGAAGAUAUACUGUAUCCACUCUACUAUCCUGGUACUAACUGGGGCACCUGGAGCAUGCAAUUUGGUUACUUGGCAUCAACACACUGGCAAGAUGGACACAUGGCUUCGGACCUGCCUCCUUCUGUGCUUAUAUGGCUUCUUUAAAGAGCUCAGGCCAUCUGAACCCUUUCUUACCGAGUACCUCUUGGGACCACAACAGAACCUCACCGAAAACCAGGUGUAUUACGAUGUUUAUCCAGUGUGGACAUAUUCUUAUUUAUCACUACUUAUUGUAGUGCUCUUACUAACUGAUUUGCUGAGGUAUAAGCCAGUCAUCGUUUUUGAAGGCAUUGGCUAUGUUGUCACAUGGAGUCUUCUUCUCUGGGGUCGGGGCGUUGGGGCGAUGCAGCUCAUGGAGUUCACCUAUGGUAUUGCCACAUCCACAGAAGUAGCAUAUUAUACUUAUAUCUACGCAAAAGUGUCUUCCAAGUUUUACCAAAGGGUAACAAGCUACACCCGUGCUGCUCUACUCACAGGAAGAUUCAUGUCUGGUGUAUUGGCACAGGUGCUCACAUCAACACACUUGCUGAACUACCAUACUCUGAACUACUUUUCAUUAACAAGCGUUAUAAUAGCCUUCCUGAUUGCCUGUUGCCUUCCAUCAGUUUCAACCAGCAUAUACUUUCAUCGUCAGCAGUAUGUGCCAACCAGUGAAGGAGACAGCUCCAGUUCUCUUACAGGGAACCAGGAAAAGGAGAGUAUAAUAGCAAAAAUAUCAAAGGUUGCAGGCUUUAUCUGGGAUGACUUUAAAAGUGCAUACAGCAACAAGUACUUGCUGAAGUGGUCCAUCUGGUGGGCCUUUGCUACAUGUGGAAAUUUCCAGGUUGGCAAUUACAUCCAGCCCCUAUGGGAAAGCAUUGCCCCGAUGAAUGACAAUGAGAAUUUGUACAAUGGGGCAGUUGAAGCAGCACAAACAUUACUCAGUGCUCUGGCAGCAUUUGGAGUUGGUUACCUGCAUCUUAACUGGGAGUUCUUUGGAGAGGGAACUUUGGCGGUUAUUUCUUUGAUUGAUGGUCUUCUUUUAUGCUUCAUGGGUCUCACAUCAUCAAUCAUAGUGGGCUAUAUCAACUAUAUUUUCUUCAGAGUUUCCUAUCAAGUUCUAAUUACGAUUGCCAGUUAUCAAGUUGCAAAAGAGUUAAAAGCCGACAGCUAUGGCUUGGUAUUUGGGCUCAAUAUGUUUGUAUCACUACUCUUACAAUCAAUUCUUACCUUUGUGGUUGUUGAAACUCUAGAAACAGAACCCUAUAUGCAGUUCAUCAUUUAUGGUGUCUAUUACCUGGUCCUCGCUUUCUUCUUCUUCAUGCUGUCGGCAUAUGCUUGUGGAAAAUUGGGAUUCAACGGCUUGCGAGAGAUUAAUGUGUGGGAAACACAACCGGGACAGUCAAUUCAAGAGCCUCCAGUUGGAACUACUGAAGCAUUUUAAGUGGUUAAUAUAUUGUACAUUAUGCAAUGUACACAUAAUUAGUCCAUUUAUUAAAACUGAUACUGUAAUUUAAUUAAUAAAUUUAAUGUUUUACAAGACCCAUUGUAUGAGACCAAAUAUUUAAGUAGAUUAAUGUACUUUAUUAUAGGCCAUAGCCUCCCGAGACUGAUGGAUGCCUACUAUUACUACUAUUCAAUAAGAAUGCCCUAUACAUAAUAAUGUACAGUACUGUACUCUAAAUAUUUGGUCUCAUACAAUGGGUCUUGUAAAACAUUAAAUUUAUUAAUUAAAUUAUCAGUUUUAAUACAUGUACAAAUUGUGUGUACUGUACAUUAUUAAUUAAGAGGAAAUAUUUAAGCUGAUUCUAGUACAUUAUGUUAGUACAAUCCUGUAAUGGAAAAUAUAUAACUUGCAAUAAUGAAAUAGUUUUGAAACAUUCAAUUAAUAUUUUAUUGAAUUUUGUCUUUAAGAUUAAGUACAAUUAAAGUUAAUUGUUUAGUUACUGUAUAUCAGAUUAUUCCAUUCCACAGUGAAUAUAUGUAUACAUUUAUUUGUAUAUACUGUUCUGUAUAAUAUACUCAUGUUUCCCUUAGUUCCUUUCAUAUGUUGUGUUGUAUUAAAGUUAUGUUUUUAGUAUUUGUUUUUUUUUUAUUUAAAAUGCCUAGGUAAUAAGGUGAAUAACCCCCCCCCCCAAAUUAACAUGCUAGUGAGUCAGCAAUCCUUUGCUUACGUAUACUGUACAUCUGCAGCUGCCACCCACAAACCACAUGAUCCUAAAACUCACAAAGAGUAGAUUGUUUAGUCUCGCCUCUAGUGCAAGUAACAAUAUUAUCAGUGCCUCUUGUUUCCUGUGGGGAGCUUGUACAUACUGUACUUAUUAAUAUACUUAUUGUAACUGGU